Ctenocephalides felis (cat flea) is the source of this 713-nucleotide messenger RNA. Its product is annotated as S-phase kinase-associated protein 1. NCBI's taxonomy places the organism in Eukaryota, Metazoa, Arthropoda, Insecta, Siphonaptera, Pulicidae. Bases 65 to 553 code for a protein of 162 amino acids. Gene Ontology annotation, cellular component: cytoplasm; nucleus. The record is from RefSeq and is a predicted model, not a curated record. Gene Ontology annotation, molecular function: cullin family protein binding. The transcript has 3 exons. Gene Ontology annotation, biological process: SCF-dependent proteasomal ubiquitin-dependent protein catabolic process.
UUAAAAAAUUAUUUAUAACCACAUUAAAAGUUAAACACAUUAUCGUACAUUAAUCAACUUAAAGAUGCCGAAUAUAAAAUUGCAAUCGUCCGAUGGCGAAGUUUUUGAUGUAGAUGUAGAAAUUGCAAAAUGCUCUGUAACAAUCAAAACUAUGUUGGAGGAUUUGGGAAUGGACGAAGACGAGGAGGAGGUUGUACCCUUGCCCAAUGUUAACUCAGCUAUUCUGAAAAAGGUUAUUCAAUGGGCAACUUACCACAAAGAUGACCCACCACCACCCGAGGAUGACGAAAACAAAGAGAAAAGAACCGAUGAUAUCUCAUCCUGGGACGCUGAUUUCUUAAAAGUUGACCAAGGAACUUUGUUUGAACUAAUUUUAGCCGCCAACUACCUAGAUAUCAAAGGUCUCCUCGAUGUCACGUGCAAAACAGUUGCAAAUAUGAUCAAAGGAAAGACUCCUGAUGAAAUCCGCAAGACUUUCAAUAUCAAAAACGAUUUCUCUGCAGCUGAAGAAGACCAAGUGAGGAAGGAGAACGAAUGGUGCGAGGAGAAGUAGUGGUUUAAGCUAGUUUGUAAUUUGUUAAAAUCAUUAAGUGGUUUUAUGUUUCUUAAAUAAUUUUUAGAAUCUAUUUGAAUUUAUAGCAAUAGCACUAUGUUCAUGAAUUUAAAAUUGGUACUGUACAAUAUUUAAAUAUAACAAAACAAUAUUUAAAGAA